ACUGAAUAAAGCGUCCCUGGAAGCUCCAUCAGCGGAUUCUGUUUUGAUAUGUUGUGGUUGUUUAUGUAGCAGACCCAGUGCAACUAUUAUACUAAUUUGUAAGGGAAAAUGUCGAUUAUAAUCGCACUUGAUUGAUCUUACCCUUACUGGGACAGGGGAAGAACUUGUAGUUAGAAAGUAACCAUGACAGCAGCUGCUGCUCUACAGAUUGGAGACCAGCUGAUCCUGGAAGAGGACUACGAUGAGAACUAUAUCCCCUCUCAACAAGAGAUCCACGAGUACGCACGAGAGAUUGGCAUUGAUCCCAAUCAGGAGCCGGAGCUCCUAUGGCUGGCCAGGGAGGGCAUUGUUGCCCCACUGCCUCCCGAAUGGAAACCCUGGUGCUGAAGUGACCCCCUCCUCUCCCUCCUCUCGCAGUCAGGACGUGUCGGGGGACGUGUACUACUUCAACUUCUCCUCGGGCCAGUCCACCUGGGACCACCCGUGUGACGAGCAAUACCGCAGCCUGGUAAAACAGGAGCGCGAACGAGCUGGCACCCAGCCCCACGGGCCCCCCACCACCGCCACUAAGAAGGAGAAGAAGAAGAAAAAAGACAAGAAGGAGCCAAAGAAGAAGGCGAAAGACCAAGAGCUCCUGAAGCCACCAGGACCGUUGAGCUUGGCCCUUGGGCCUCUGCAGGCCCCAUUGGGGAGCCUGGGGAGCCUUGCUCCUCUACGAGGUCUUGAUGGCACAGCCUUGAGGGGGUCCCUGGGCAGCUCUGGAGGGCUGGAGUCCCUGAAGAGUCCGCUUGGGGGUCCUCUCUCAAGCCUGGGGUCCAGCCUACUGGGAGGGCGACAGGAGGAGCGCGUGUCUUUCUCUCUGCCUGGGUUUGAGGAUGAUGAGGGUAACAUCUCAGAGGAUGAGCAGCUGAGUCCUCUUGGCUCGGCCAGACUGUUACAGAACUUGCACCUGGACUUGGAUGCGUUGGGAGGAGGGCUGCAGUAUGAGGACAGCGAGGCCAGUGGAGUGGCCCCACCAGAGGAGAGGACAGAAGCAGAGCUACGGGACCUGGCCCUGUCUGGGGAGCACAGCCCUGAGCCCCACCCUCAACAGGACUCCCUUCGUGGACGCCACCUCCCCUCCUGCCCACCAUGCGGAGGCAGCAGGGACUGCAGUAGUGCUGAGGUCUGCCCCCCUACCCCAGACCCCCAGCAUGCUAAAACUAGAGACAGUGGAGAGGAGGAGGAGGAAGAUUAUGAGGAGGGGUGGGGAGAGGACGGAGAUAGUGUGGUUGAGGAGGAAGGAGGUGAAGAGGAGAACCAGGGAGAAGAGGGACAAGCGAGUGAGAAGAAGAAAGGAGAGGAGGAGGAGGAGGAGGGCAAGGACGUUGAGGCUGAGGUCAAUGAGGAGGUAGAGUGUGUAGAAAAGUUGGAGGAGGGAGAGGAGCAAAGUGAUGAGGUCAUAAAGAGGUGUGUAAAAAGUGAGGAAGGGAAGGAAGAGGGGACUGGUGACGUAGUUGAGAAAAGUGUGGAAAAUGUCAAUAAAAAGGAGGAAGAACAAGGAAGUGAUGAAAAGAUAGAGAGACAUCUUGGAGAGCAAGAAGAGAGGGAUGAGGUAGUAGAGAAAUGUGUUAAUGUGUUAAAUGAAGAACUUGAUAAACAGGUAGAGGAAAGAAAUGAGCUGGUUGAGAGCUGUGUUAAAAGUGAGGGAGAACAAAAAGCAGAAGAGAGUGAUGAGGGAGUUGACAGACGCAAUACAAGUGAGGAAGAAGGAGAGGAAAAAGAGUGGGAACAGGAGGAAGAGAGUGAUGAGGUAGUAGAGAGAUAUAUGAAAGAGAUGGAAGGAGGCGAUGAAGAGGAAAGUGAGAUAGUGGGGGAGAGAUAUUUGAAAAGCAAGCAUGUGGAAAGGAAGGAAGAGACUGUCAGAGACAGUGUAGAGGAGAAGAAAGAGAAGGGAGAUGAGGAUAGUGAUGAAGUGUUUGAGAGGUGGUUGAAAGAGGAGGAAGGCAAAGAGGAGGGUGACAGUGAGGUGGUAGAGAGGUGUGUGAAAAGUGAAGAAGUGGUGGACGAGGAGGAUGAGAGGGAGGUGGUAGAGAGGUGUGUGAAAAGUGAGGAAGAGGGUAAAGAGGACGGUGAGAGUGAGGUGGUAGAGAGGUGUGUGAAAAGCGAGGAAGUGGAGGAGGGUAAAGAUGAACCUGAGGAGCUGGAGAGUGAGGAGGCGGUAGAGAGGUGUGUGAAAAGCGAGGAAGUGGAGGAGGGUAAAGAUGAACCUGAGGAGCUGGAGAGUGAGGAGGCGGUAGAGAGGUGUGUGAAAAGCGAGGAAGUGGAGGAGGGUAAAGAUGAACCUGAGGAGCUGGAGAGUGAGGAGGCGGUAGAGAGGUGUGUGAAAAGCGAGGAAGUGGAGGAAAGUGACAAGGUCUUCGAGAGAUGCUUGCUGAGUGAGAAACGAGCUAGUGAAGGAGUGAAGAGCAGUGAGGAAGAGGUGGAGGGGUGCGUCAAAAGCGAACGAAAAGAAAAGGAAGGAGAUAAACUUGAAGAAGACAGCGAUGAGGUGGUGGAAGAAGUGCAAGCCUCACCGAAACCUAAAACAUCCACAAGCUCAGACGAAGAAAUCGAGAGAUUUGAACCACAAACGGUUCAAGUUGGGUCACUGGGGCUGAAAAAGAAGAUAGCGGACCUUAAACGAAGUGACAACAUGGAGGUGUAUGUGGGGAAGAAGAAGAAUGUGCCCAAACAAAGCCCUCUACCAGCAGAGCAGUCCGAGGCCAGCGAGCACAUGGAGGUGGCAUCAUCCUCCACCAAGGACCUCAGGUCUGGUUUUGGCUCCAAGUUGUCAGAGAACGUCCUGGACCUGAAGGAUCUCUCCCCUGCUGUUAGUCCACUCUUGCAGGGAAAAGAGGGCAAAGUGAAAGUCUGUGUGGCAGAGGAGAAGGAACGGAGGAAGAGGGCAGAAGCUGCAGAGAGGCGUCUUCAAGCUGCAGGCAGGGAGGAUCCAGCAAUGGAGGACAGGCACCUCAGCCAGUCCAGUGAAUCCCAACAGGACACAGGAUCCUCCCAUUCUGAGCCGGAGCCCCGGCCGCGGGCCGAGGGGGUCAGCACCAGCGCCAGCCUAGGGGUGCCGGGGGUCCAGGGGGUCAAGCGGCCUGACACCACCAGAGGCCGCCUGGUUAGGAGCCCCCACGCCCACUACAAGGAGGAAGCCCCCAGACAGGGGGAGGACAGCAGAAGGGCCCAGGAGGAGGAGAGGGACAAGGAGAGGAGGGAGACUGAGAGGGAGAUGGAGGAGGAGAAGGAGCGUGCACUGCGGGAGAGGCAGGAGAAGGUGCGCCUACUUCAGGAGGAGCUGAGGCGGGAGGAGGAAGAGGAGGAACAGAGGCUGAAGGAGGAGAGCGAGGAGAGGGUCAGGAGCCUGAGGGAGAGGCUCCAGAGUAAGGGGAGGGAAGAGGAGAGCAGGCUGAGUGUGGAGUCUGAAAGCAGGCUACUGGAGCUGAGGGAGAUGGCCCGGAGGGAGAGAGAGAACCAGCAACGCAACGUCAGGGAGGAGGGCGAGGCGAUGCUAAGGCAGCUGUGUGCCACCCUGGAGGCGGAGCGAGAGAGGAUAGAGGCCCAGAGGAGGCGGGACCUAGAGCGACUGAGGGAGGAGUCAGAGGAGGAGCUACAUGCGGAGAAGCGGAGACUGCUUGGGGAGCGGGAGGAGCAACUCGACUCCCUCAAACAGGAGGGGAGAAGCAGUGCCAGUGAGAGGCGGAGGGAGUCUAAGAGCCCUCGUAGCCCAGAGCAGCAUCUAGCAGAGUACCAAAAAGAGUUGGGAGACGUGCUCCAGGAAGUGAGGGAGGAAGUGCAGCGUGACCACGGCAGGAAGCUGGAGCAGCUCAAAGACGCCCACCGCAGAGAACUCAACUCAAUCAGAGACAAUCAUCUGGACCAGGAGGCUGUCCAAAGGGAGCAGUUGCUGUGUGCCCUGCAGGAGGAGAGAGAUCGCCUGCUGGCCACCCACAGCGCCCAGCUGGAGAGACUCCGUACACAGCUAGACUCCCAGCUCUCCAAGACCCGCCAGACACACACGCGCAAGGAGGUAGAGAUUCAGGAGCUGGGGGACAAGCUGGAGCUGAGGGCCAGAGAACUGAAGACCCAGGAGGCAAUACUGAAGACCCAGGCAGCGAAUUUGAAGAAGAGGCGGCAGCAGCUUGGGGAGGAAGAGGAUGAGAUAGACAGAGGAAUAGAGGCUCUGCCUGGAGUCAUGCAGGAGAGAGAUGGACUGCGAGAGGAUCUGGAGAGGGUGGAAGGACAGAGGGACAGGGCGAGGCAGGAGGCGGAGAGAACGAGGGAGGAGAUGACCAAAGUGAGAGACGAGUUGGAGAGAAUUAGGGGGGAGAGGGACAAAGCGAAGGAGGAGAGCAGGAGGAUGAAGGAGGAGCGGGACCGGCUGGAGAGCAAGGUGGAGCUGCUGCAGGAGCGCUGUGAUCGGCUGUGCCGCAGAGUCAGUGAUCUAGAGCAGAGUGAGAUCAAGAGGCCUACUACUAGACUGGACAGAACAAAAGAGGAGAGGAAGGAGGAGAAGGAUAGCGAGGCACCGCCCUCUACUGCUGGACGGGAGAAAGUGCUGCAUGUGGAAGAUCUGAAAGAACCUCCUGUCUUAGACGACUUGCGUCAGUAUAUCUCCUCUGAGGGGCUGUCCCUGCAGAAAGCCCGGCGCUUCCUGGAGAGGGAGAGUGGUCGUCUGAGUGAGAGACAGGCAGUGCUGCAGGCAGCUCAGGCCCAGUCCAGCUCCUCUCAGUACCCCAGCACCACCAGCCACGCCCAGGCCACACAGGAGAUGUACAGGAACCUGCAGCAGGUACGUGAGGCCAGUGAUGUGGAGGAGUUGAGGGUGACUGUGCAGAGGGGGAACUCGCUGCUACGCAGGAAGGAGGAGCGACUGCAACAGCUAGAGAGCUCCGUAGCUGAAGAGGUCUCCCCUCAUCACUACUAUGAUGACCAGGACAGACUGGCGACUGAUAGGAAGGUGGCCUUCGAUGUGACUGAAUCAGAUAUGAGCAGCGUCAGCAAUGGCCUGGAUGGCCCCGGUGAGGAGCCCACAGUGCCAGCUAAGGUGCAGCACUUAGCCGAGUCGCUCCAGCACAUCUCUGGCCAGCUCAGCACAGUCCUGGGGGCCCUGGGCUCCCUGACCCAACGCCAGACCCCUUACCAGCCUCUCCCCCUACCCCUGCCCCUCUCCCAGCCACGAACCCCCACCUCAAUGCCUCUUUCACAGCUCUCCAUGCCUCUGUCUGGGCCCUCCUGGGCGUGGGCUCCUCACAGCACCUCCAUCCAGCCACGGGGUUCUGAGGACCUGCUCAACAGCCGCUGGGCCAAGCUCUUCCCUGGGGCUCCUAUUGAGUCCAUAGCCACCAGUUCCUUGAGGACACAUGCGCUUUAUUCAGGGUACAGUCCUGCAAGUGAGCAGGCUCGUAAUCUGUCCUCCAUGCAGCCUAAGGCAGUGGAGAUGGAUGGCCAGAGGCUACAGGGUCUGAUCGACGGCAACAAGAGAUGGCUGGAGACACGCAGGAAAGACCCCAGUGUACCUCUGUUCACGCGUUAUCGGACCCCCCCAACUAUUAGUGGACUGGUCCAGCUGAGCCUGGAUGACAACAACCAGAUUAAAGUGUACCAUUACUAAAGGGGGGUGGGUGAAGUUACAUAUGGCGCAAGGAUCAACACAAGCAGAUAAAGAUGUACUGUUACUGAAAAAGGGCUAAGGACAGGGGUGGGUUUUUAAAAUUAACUUUGAGUAAUGCAGGGAUCCCUCUAGCUCUGGUCCAGGGAGUUAUUAGAGGAACCCCCUCGACUAUGUGUGGACCAAAGGAACACCCUGGACCAGAGCUAGGAUUCCUCUACAACCAGAUUUCCAUAUCAGACUACAGUAAGAAAUAUUUUUAAGACGUCUGUCCUCUGGUGAACUCCGCUUUAGCUGUGAUUGUGUUACAGAAGAGUGAGCGGACACGGGACUGUUUCAGUGGACUCUGUCAUUUUAUUCCAUUGGCAUGCAAGGGUGAAUAGCUUGGGAGUAUGGAGACAAUAGUCCCGUAGUCAACAAAUCAGUUUGUUUCCCAAUUUUUUGGCCUCUAGCUAUUUAAAUGUUUCAAAAGCAGAUUGCAUAGUUGUUACAUAUACAGUAGGUGCUUCACCUUAUUAGGAGAGACAUCUUGAGGUUGGAGUGAGAUACUGUUGAUAGCUGACAUAAGCCUCAUAACUGAUGUGAUAAGUGACUAAAGAUCAUUGUCAUGGUAUCAGGUUGUAUAAGAGACAUAUCACUCAUUCCGCUGUAUGAGAAGUUCAAGCCAUACCAUAACCACUACAAGAGCAAGACAAUGACUUGAGGGAUUCACAGUCUAUGAAAUUCUGGUAAGAGGGACUCUUCCAGUGUGUUUUACUGUGCAGCUAGACGUGUAAUGUUUACCAUAUUUUUUUAUAAGAAACAUUUUAAUAAAUGUAAAGUGGUGUAUAUUCAUAA
Messenger RNA from Salvelinus fontinalis (brook trout), 6472 nucleotides. RefSeq names its product centrosomal protein of 164 kDa-like. Lineage: Eukaryota; Metazoa; Chordata; Actinopteri; Salmoniformes; Salmonidae. The coding region runs from base 242 to 5638 and encodes 1798 amino acids. The record is from RefSeq and is a predicted model, not a curated record. The transcript is spliced from 29 exons. Gene Ontology annotation, molecular function: protein binding.